CAGUGUGCGUGCAUUUGUUUGUUGGUUCGUUCGCAUGGUUCGUCUGCAGGGUAGGUGUGCUUCCAAGAGCAUGGCAUGGCUGUUGUCACCAACGCUGAUGGAUCAUCGAUGUCUGCGGAGAACGAGCAGCGCGCUAGGGUGGGUCCCUAUGGCUUUGAGUGGCCAGAAGGUUUUGACCACGAGGUUCACGAAACGUUCUGGCGUGGUUAUCGGGCGGUGCUGGCGCGGCGCCUUCACAAGUGGGACCAGCUACUAUCUAACGCCAGGCCUGCUGCCUACCCUAACCUCCGUCACAGCAGUGCCAAGCUGAAGCGGUAUGUGAGGAAAGGUGUUCCCCGAGAGCACAGGAAACAGGUGUGGAUGGUCCUGUCGGGAGCAGCUGCAAUGCAGAUUGAGCAACGAGGCCUUUACCAGUCACUGCUGCAGCAGAGCCGCCGGCCAGACCUUGUCGAGACCAUCCAGAUCGAUGUACCUCGUACAUUUCCUGACAAUGUGUAUUUCCAAGGGGGUGGACAGCAGCAGAAGUCACUCUUCAACAUUCUGGUCGCAUACGCACACUUCAAUCAGGGCGUCGGCUACUGCCAGGGUCUGAACUUCAUAGCGGGUUUGUUGCUGCUGGCAACAGAGGACGAGGAGUCCAGCUUCUGGCUCCUGCGUGCCCUGCUUGAGCGGCUGCUGCCCGACUACUAUGGCCGGCACAUGACUGGCCUUCUCACAGACAUCGAGGUGCUCGCUGAGCUAAUCAGAGAGCGGAUCCCUCAGGUGCAUGCCCACCUGGCCAAGCACGAGGUGUCCUGGGCGAUCAUGACCACCAAGUGGUUUGUCUGCCUCUUCGCCGAAGUGCUGCCGAUUGAGACAGUGCUGAGGAUAUGGGACAGCCUCUUUCUGGAAGGGUCCAAGGUGCUCUUCCGGGUGGCCAUCACUCUGGUCGCCCAGGCCCAGGAGAAGAUCUUGGCCGCACGCGGCCUGGGUGAAAUUAUGGCCGCCUUCAAAGAAGCUGCCUCGGGGCCUCAAGUCACCGACUGCCAUGCUUUCCUCAAGGCCAUCUUUAAGGAGCCCAAGACACUAAAACGAUCGCACAUUGAGCAGCUGCGCACCUCCUGUCGAGAGCGGGUUAUAGCUGCACGAAGGUGACCCCCUUGCUGUUGGCCACAUUGAGGACUGUUGAGGACGUGUACGAAGGGGUCGAGGCGUGCAUAACCAAAUCACAAUCGUCAAGUUCCAGAUUGUAGUCUCCGCAGCUUGUUCCUGCUGUGAAGUUGUGGUGUGCAGCCAUUGCUUGCCUGGACAGCCACGUGAGCCUAGGCAGGUUGGCCACAUCACUCGAUUGCAGUCAUUCUGACAGCACUCAGAAAACAAGUGCUACAUUGUGUCGUGUCACCUAAAACUUUUGAUAUAGUGUUCAAGUGUUAUCUUGAAAGUCUCUAGCUGCUACACGCACACAUUGAAAAAUGCUCCGAUAGUGACAGUGUAGGCUGAUGUGGGCCUACCUGCAGCUGGUUUUUUGUGCGUCAGUGUGUUGAACCAGAUUGCUUGAUGUCGAGGAGCAUCACCACUGUGGCAUUGUCCUGAGAAUGCAGCUGAGAUGUUUCAUGAAAUGAGCAGAACGCACUAAGUGGGCUGCAUCACCUCCAUGCUCAGUUGGUGACCUGACAGUGACACCGCGAUGGCUAUCUGCCCGAUUCAUUCGCCCAUUUGGUUCCGCACGACUGGUUCAUCUUCGGUGUCAGUCAGCCAGCAGUCAUUUGACUGUUGUGGUCCUGGUGCUCUCUGUUCGCAACUCUCGCCACAUGUUGCGCAGACCCGUUUUUUCAAGCUGGAAACCUGCCAUACCAAAGAAGACUUGUAACUUGCAGGUAUCGGUGUGACAGCUCUUUGAUCGCCACAGGCCAUAGCUAUCAAAAAGCUGAAUUGCACUGCAGAGAGAAGUUGAUAAAAAUUGCUGGUGUGUUUUCUGUUGGUGUGCUUGUUAUGCUCGAAAUCAGGCCCUCGUGCAGUGUCAACUGCUACCCGCUUGGACUUGCUACUGCCAUCUGCAUCUUAUGCUUUCGACGUGCAGAUGCGGCUAGCUUAGACAUGUGUGACCACAUGGUUCAUUAUCUCUGUCAUUUAAGUGUCUGACUCCUGUUAGUGAGCUGAGCGAAGUUGUAGCAAAAGAUGCGAAGCGCUGUAAUGUAUUGUUAGUUCUUGAAGCGAGCCAUGCUAGGUGUUUUCUGUACUGCACCUAAUUUAACCUUGCCUGGCUCUAACUUGAUAAAGACGGUUUAUGCACUGCAAUGAAUUCAGUCGGUUUCUGCUCGGGGAAAAGCUGCAGCAUGUGCUUUCGGUGUUGCCAGAAGAGGCUUCCACCAAAUAAAGCUGAAGAUUUUCUCUUUGUGAGAGUAGCAGCAGUGCACGCAGACACACUGAAGAAUGAUAUUGCGGCCCCCUUCUUGCCCACUCUGCCAUCAGUUUCCUGAAAUACUCUUCAGACUUGUCACCCUUUGAUGUCUACUUUCUCCGUGCAUGCGCAUGACAAAGAAAUGGCAUUGCACAUCACAUGAGGACUUCUAGCACUUCCCUUCUUUUUUUUUUCCCACAUUGCAAUUUCUAAGCUUGUCUUUCAAGCUGAAUGUUGUGAUCCCAAUUGUUUUACGCUGUGGGGAAAUUCGCAGACAUGUGCAAAGGUGGCAGCUGACAUGACCGCCACGUGGACAUAUAGUUCUCCCAUAGUUUUGACCAAAGACCUGCUCAUGAAACCCUCUAGUGCGAUGUUCCUCUCUGCUGACUACAGCUUUUAAUGUGAUCCUUGGGUAUUGACCCCCCUUUCAAAGCUGUUUUGAACCGUUUGACUUUGUUAUAAGCUGCAUCUGUCAAAAUGCCAAUUUUUAUGUGUUUUUGGUUCUUCACUUUGUACCUUCCACUGCCAGUCAAGACCUUUACCAUAACCUUACUGUCCCAUUUGCACAUGCUCCAUCUCCAUGAGUAGGCGUCAACGCGUAUUGAAAUGGUUACACCACUCUCUGUCCUUGUGUGGAUUUCUCAUGUCACUCAUUUUAAAGCACUAGGCGUACACUUUGAAGCCCGCCGCUGCCAUUUUUAGUCUCUUACAUAUUCUUGUGCAUUGGCAAGUAUAGAAUAGCAGGUGUCUUAGUGACCAGCGUCAUAUCAUCGUGUUGCCACAGCUUUACAGAAAAAAAAAGAGCUGUGAUAGCAAAAAUAAAAAGAUUUGUGGCAUGUAUAUGUGCUUCCUGGACAAGUUGUUACACGUGGUUAGUUCAUGAUAUGUCCGAUUUCUAUAUCUUUGACGGUCUAAAACAAAACAAAAAUUUGCGCUGAUUCCGCACAAUCAGCUGAUGUAUUAACAGCAAAAGAUACAGCACAAGGGGGGUGAAAGUGUUGGUUAGAGAAGGUGGUCGAGACAGCAGAGGCAUUGAACCACCCAUGACUGAAGUGUCCGAUGGAUUCGACGGCGGCCAAGUGGUUCUCUUUUGCACUCUGCGUAUUAUAGAUGCUAUAUACUUGCCAACCUUCAUGAUUUCAUAAAACAAAAGAUGUCAGCUUUAGAGCUUUUUUACUAUUAGCUUCACUUGCACUUGGUCCGAGGCUAAGCCCAUGAAGAAGCAUUAUAGCUAAAGCCACUAAGCAAUUUUUUAGUGCCAAAUUUCAGACACUCCUUGAUUCGGCAUUUGGGCAUAGCCAUCUGCACAUUUUAUGCCUGUUAGAGCACCAACGAAGUCCCGAGAAGCAACCAGUGUUGGAAGUUUUUGUGCUCGCUGCUGACAGACAAAUGCAUAGUAAUACCUACGAGUGACACUUGAAUGUUUUGCUCAUUGUGGUAUUUUUUUUUAAGGUGAGCUUGCAUGAUAUUGUUGCACAUGAACAUUGUUGUUUCUUAAGCACAAGAACCUUUUGCCCUCCACUGCUGACAGUGCUGAUGGAACAUUGGCAAGUUUGAUAGUUAAUCUGGCCAGAACAUCAGGACUAUCUUCGUAUGCAGGUAUAAGCUCUGUUGAUAAUGGCAAUGUUUUGGCGAUCUGGCAAGUAGGGUGUUCACUAUCUUGCACAAUAAUGAUGCCAGCUUGUAGAACCAAACAAAGAUGUUAGCCUCCAUCACAGAUAUUUCAUGAAUACACUUCAUUAACUUCAUUGACGACUUGGUUUGUCUUGCUGCAACCAAGGACUCUGGUUAACUCUGCACUUAACUAGUUAUUAAGAAAAAAAAGGUUCACAGACAACAGCCAACACCCGCCACUUUUUUGGGUCUAACAACUUUCGCGAUGUAGGAAAUUUGCCACUGGUAGGCUGGCUGUUGCAAGUCUGCUGGUAAUGUCUUUAUGUAAAUAACGUAUGCCUGAUUGGGCUUGAAAUUAUCGGUACGGGCAGAACUGACGGCCAUAGAAAUGAUGCUAGGGUCUUUUGAGUGUUUGGCUGGCAUCUAAUUUGUGCAUAUGCCUGGUUUGUUAGUACCCUUGGUGACCUGGCUGGGUUACUUUAUUAGCGGGCAGAAAAUUCUGAAAUGAAAAAUGCACUGUCAAGAUUACAUUAUGUACACAAUGUGACAAUUUGACAACGCUAUACAGUCGAAAACCGCAAUAACGAAAGCCCGCGAGUACAAAAGCCCCGCGGUAACGAAAU
Molecule: messenger RNA, 4617 nt
Organism: Rhipicephalus microplus (southern cattle tick)
Lineage: Eukaryota; Metazoa; Arthropoda; Arachnida; Ixodida; Ixodidae
Product: growth hormone-regulated TBC protein 1
Biological process (GO): regulation of GTPase activity
Molecular function (GO): small GTPase binding; GTPase activator activity
Source: RefSeq, a predicted model, not a curated record